Elephantulus edwardii (Cape elephant shrew) is the source of this 882-nucleotide messenger RNA. RefSeq names its product chromosome unknown open reading frame, human C9orf43 (gene CUNH9orf43). Lineage: Eukaryota; Metazoa; Chordata; Mammalia; Macroscelidea; Macroscelididae. The coding region runs from base 28 to 882 and encodes 284 amino acids. The transcript is spliced from 7 exons. The record is from RefSeq and is a predicted model, not a curated record.
GGCUUUUGUCCUAAACCAUUUGUAGAUAUGAACUUGCCAGAUGAAAGCCAGUGGGAUGAAACCACCUGUGGCUCUGCUCUCUGUCAGCAUCCACAGUGCUGGGCAACUACGCGCAGGAUUGAGAGAGGCCACCCUCGUAUACUGGGUUCACCUUGCAAAACUCUCCUGGAAACUGAAGAUAAACUUCCAGCACUUACCGUGGUAAAUAUUUCAAAUUCUUCACUCUUGCCCAAGAGGCUUGCUAAGCAUCAUUCACCGGGAUUUACCUUCAAUGAAACUCAUUCUUUAUUGCCCUGGGCUUCAAAGUUUAAACCCAAAUUUCAAGGCAGAUGUGAAAGUGUUUCAGUGCUGAAUUUGAAUAAGACACUGCUUCCCUGCCACCAUGAUGUUAAAAAUACGGCUGUAAUCUGGAUCCCAAAAGAACCCAAGAAGCAUAGGAACUUUUCGAAAGGUGAACAGAAAGCUGUGACUUCUUCAGAUAUGAAGAUAGCAUUGGCCAUGAUGAAAAAGAGCAGACCCUUAGAAAAGAUCCGACCUGACAGUGCAAUUUCUUCAAAGAUGUUUUUAUCUAUACACCAUCUCACACCGCAGCCUGCUGCAUCUCAAGGUGCUGAAUUAGUGAAUGCGGAGUCCAUUAAGCAGGAUAUCAGUGCUCAGGUGGAGCUUGGCCUGGAAUUUCAGACCUUCAGUGAAGAGGAGGAGAUUCCCACGAACUUUUCAGCCAGGGCAGCUGGAAUCCCCUGGAAGCCUGAGCUCAAACUUCUGAGGCUUCUUCAGGACAGUGACUAUGAACAUAUGGAGAAUCAGUCCUCCAGGACACCCAGUGAAGAGUCUGUGGGGUCACAGACUGAAGACAUGGCCUGCGGCAACCAGAACACAUAG